AUAUUUCACACUAAGCGCACUUUUUAGCUGGCCACAUCGCCCGCACCUCUCCAUUCUCAGUUUUACCAGCUACCAAGAAAGUCUACACGUUGAACCUUUCGUGAUGGCAGCGUAAACCGGCAACCCCCGCAACACCCGUGCAAAUAAUUUUGCACUAUGGCACCCCAACACAAUGUCGUUUUCCUCUUCGCCCUGGCAAUUGCUGUAAAGGCACAAGAUACAGAACCCAUUUAUACCUACGAUGACUUCUACACUCAACAUGGAGGACCUCAACCUCUUGUCGGAGGACUGGCAGCUCGAGCCUUCGCUCGGACUGACCCUGUUCGAUGAUCCAUGGAAGAACGUCGACUUAGAGUCGACAGAUGUUGUCAAGACUCCGCUCGAUAGCGGCGUCGAUGACCUCAGCGCGCUGCUUGGAGCUCAGACAGAUCAUAUCGCAGACCCCUUCUGCGAUGAGUGGAUGGAGAAUGUUGGCAUCACGGAGAUGCUACAGAGCCUGGUGGAGGACUCUGCUAGUGCCAUGGAUGUCAAUUCAGUCCCAGAAACUUCAUGGGAAGCUGCAGACACCUCUUCUGAGGCCAAGGGUCAUGAAAUUCUACGAAGCUUGAUAGAGCAGGGCUUGGAGCCGGAAUCAACCCCACCGUCACCAGAGGCACAGGUGGCUCCAACUAUAGACCUGGGCGCUGUGUCCUUGGACUCUAGUCUCGAGACUCCCAUGUCUCCCAUACAUAUAACAAACAUGGAUGGAAUCAUGCAUUCACCUCUCUCCGCAGAAGAUGUAGAAAGCCUCCUGUCUGGCUCCGAGCCCUCCUCCCCCCACUCAAGUUGUGCGACAGACGUUGUGAGUGACGCAUCCACUUGCAGUGAGCUACAAGCGAUGCUUUUGGACAAUACCCCUAAAUCAAAUGGCAAAUCUAGAAUUAGGUCGUCGCCCUAUUCUAAGUCUAGCGGGCGUAGUACAAAGUCUAAGGUUAAGGACACAGAUGACUUAGAUCUUCAUGUUGAGUUUCUUUCUAAGAAAGACAAAAAGAAGCUGCAAAACAAGAACGCUGCCAUCAGAUAUCGCCAGAAGAAAAAGGCAGAAGCCGAAGAUGUAAAAAGUGAGGAAAAUGGUCUCGAGGAUAAGAACAAAGAACUACAUGACAAAGUUGAUCAGUUGACACGCGAGAUUCAGUACAUGAAGGACCUCAUGUCAGAGGUGUUAAAAGCCAAGGGCGUUAAGUCGUGAAGUGUAGAUAAAAGUUAGUGUGAAUGUCAACUUGUACAUAUUGUGGAUGAAAGGUGUGUGAAUUCGAUGUAAUAAAUGUUCGUAAAUUAUGACAA
Haliotis rufescens (red abalone) is the source of this 1323-nucleotide messenger RNA. Its product is annotated as activating transcription factor of chaperone-like. Gene Ontology annotation, molecular function: RNA polymerase II transcription regulatory region sequence-specific DNA binding; DNA-binding transcription activator activity, RNA polymerase II-specific. The record is from RefSeq and is a predicted model, not a curated record. Gene Ontology annotation, biological process: regulation of transcription by RNA polymerase II. Gene Ontology annotation, cellular component: nucleus. NCBI's taxonomy places the organism in Eukaryota, Metazoa, Mollusca, Gastropoda, Lepetellida, Haliotidae. The coding region runs from base 242 to 1228 and encodes 328 amino acids. The transcript is spliced from 3 exons.